CUACUCGACGAGGUCCUUUGGCGGGUCGGAGGCCACGUAGUGGAAGAAGAAGAUGAGCACCAUUACGGCAGCUCCUAUCAGGUUCACACCAAGAUACACCUCGUACUCCAUCACGGCUGACAACACAGCGAAACGAAAGAUCAGACCAUCUCUGUCUGUGUGCGCAGCAACGUUCUCUCGUACCUUUCGUUUCUUCUCCGGAUGGAGGCAAGCUCGCGAUGGCUUCAAGCUCUCUCGCGAAACCGCUGCCUUCGUUGAAAUGAAAGGGGGCUGGUCGCGUAGCCCUGACGCUUGUCAU
Molecule: messenger RNA, 298 nt
Organism: Vitrella brassicaformis
Lineage: Eukaryota; Vitrellaceae
Source: the annotation of a GenBank genome assembly